AUGGCCCUGUGGCGUUCGCUUCGCCUGAGCAACCGUUACAUCAGCCAGCACGUGCUCCUCCUGCUGCGUUUCUACCGGGCGCAGUUCUAUUACCUGGGACUGAUGCGCAUACGCUACGAGGAGUGCCGAAAGGAGAUGCGUUUGACCUACUACAGUGUCACCGUCUCAAGGAUUAUUGGCCUUUGGUUCGGCUUCUUCUUUACUUUGGCCCUUUUGGAACCCUAUUCCCUGAUGCUUCACCUCCAGCUGGUGGGAUUCACCUGCUGUCUGUUAAUCCAGCCAAGAGGAGUCGUCGAGGAGCGAACGAGGUUGCUGAACCGAAUCCUGCAUCUUUCGCCGCAACUCUAUCGUUUGUGCAGGCGGAAGAUGCACUUGUCCUGGUCGUUGGUUUUCCAGUUGCUGGUCAAAUUCCUAACCUUUCGGAUGUUCUACGAGGGUCUACUGGGUCAUAGGGCCGCUAGCUGGAAAAUGAUGUACAUUGUGCUCUUCGUGGUGCCGAUUUCAUUCGCCAUUUGGGUGAUGGAUGUCACUUCCCAUUUGAUUGGCAUUGUACUUUCCCUCCUGCUCAAGUCCUUCGAGAUGGUGAAUACAGAAAUGACUGCCAUUGAUGAGAGACUCUGUUUGGAGAUCCUGCGAUCGGAUUAUCAAGCAGUGAGGAGGUUACAAAGACGCCUGGCUUCCCUGCAGCUACUACAUCGAUCUUAUGUAAAGGUCACCCAUCAGUUGAUCAAAUGCCUGAGUCCCCAAUUGAUCCUGAUAGUUCUCUACGACCUCAGCACCAUCUACACCUUUUCGAGUGGCGAAUGGCGACGCAUCUUACAAAUUGGAGUUUUAGUCAACAACCUAAAGGGCCUCCUGCACACCCUUGAUGAACUGGUGGCCACCAGUGGUGCUCCACAGGACACCUCUUGGAUGCACGUGGCGCAUCUCCUUCAUUUCGAGGAGGUCCUGGCCACACAUGGUUGGUUGGGACGAAAGGACUUCCGCUGGAAGGUUCAGGAUAUCGACAGUUUCGGUCAGAGCGUGAGGCGAUGUUGCUUCCAGCCGAGCCUCUUAGUCCUUGGAUUGGUUACUCCAAAUAGGAGACUUCUGUUUCGCUUAACCUUUGCCUUCUGCAGUCUCCUGCAUCUGCACUUUAUGUGGAAGAAAUCUGCUUUGGUGGUCGAGAAGGAAAUCUUCAUCGGCUCGGAAAUUAGUUUAAAACCUAAAAAUUAA
Drosophila eugracilis is the source of this 1215-nucleotide messenger RNA. RefSeq lists its product as uncharacterized. Lineage: Eukaryota; Metazoa; Arthropoda; Insecta; Diptera; Drosophilidae. Bases 1 to 1215 code for a protein of 404 amino acids. The transcript has a single exon. The record is from RefSeq and is a predicted model, not a curated record.